Enterospora canceri is the source of this 417-nucleotide messenger RNA. The record is from the annotation of a GenBank genome assembly. Lineage: Eukaryota; Fungi; Microsporidia; Enterocytozoonidae.
AUGACCAAAAAAUCAACUGAUUUUGAGGACAAAAAGAACAACAAUAGAAUAGGCGAAGAAAAGAGAAUGACGAUGCUAGAAAUAGCAAUAGAAACGAAUGAUGAGGAUUAUAUCACUGAAUAUACCAAGAAUGGCGACAUAUCUGAGCUAAAAGAACUAACCAAAAAAGAGAAGAUUCGUCUAGCAAAGAUGGUAGUCAAAUAUAUGAAAGAGGAAUAUAAAACAAAGGCAGUAAUAUUAUUGAAUGAGAUAGUGAGAGAUGUUGGUGCAGUAGACGGUGUUCUUAGAGGCCUAAUUGACGUACAAAUCGACUUCAACAAACUCAUCUACCUAAAGGGCAAAAUAGACUACCUGAAACACCAGGCUGAAAUAGAGCACAAAAAUGACGUAGAACCAGAAGCUGAAUUCAUGGAAUAG